This is a messenger RNA of Talaromyces rugulosus, 555 nucleotides long. RefSeq lists its product as uncharacterized. Lineage: Eukaryota; Fungi; Ascomycota; Eurotiomycetes; Eurotiales; Trichocomaceae. The record is from RefSeq and is a predicted model, not a curated record. The coding region runs from base 1 to 555 and encodes 184 amino acids. The transcript has a single exon.
AUGGCACAGUCUACACCACUAAAUGGCGUUUUCGGACGGGAUAGCAAUGGAAAUCCCAGAAUAGAACAUCAUUCUUGGCCGCCCCAUGAUAUCGAUGGUAUUGAAUGGCGCAAUCUCACCAACGAAGAUAUCAUCGCAUUGGUUACCCAAAAAGUAAUGGUUGCUGUUGUUCUUCAAGACACAACCCAAAGCCAUCUGGCUACAUUGGGCGAGUUGAACGUGAUAAAACAACUAUUCGACGAAUUCAACCAGCUCCACAAGGACGAAAAACCUCACUUCAAGAUUUACUUUGGCUUUUCGCUCAUUCUAUAUAAUGGGGAACAUUGCAUAAGCAAUCGUGUUAGGACGAUCGAGGCGCAACUGCAACAGAUCGCACCUCAUUCUGCUACCUAUUCGCGUGUAGCCCAUGAAAUGCUAGCUGGUCAUGAACGUAUCGUGACUGCUAAAGCUUGGGGGAUAUCGGGAGAUCAUCCGGUUGUGAUGGGCGCACAUAAGGUCCUUCCUGGAAGCGUGGUGGAUGUGUCAACUGGUUUUCCUGGGCCCUCCUUCAAAUAG